This is a messenger RNA of Bubalus bubalis (water buffalo), 831 nucleotides long. It is a transcript of the gene MRPS6, whose product is annotated as mitochondrial ribosomal protein S6. Gene Ontology annotation, cellular component: mitochondrial small ribosomal subunit; ribosome. Gene Ontology annotation, biological process: translation. NCBI's taxonomy places the organism in Eukaryota, Metazoa, Chordata, Mammalia, Artiodactyla, Bovidae. Gene Ontology annotation, molecular function: structural constituent of ribosome; small ribosomal subunit rRNA binding. The coding region runs from base 84 to 458 and encodes 124 amino acids. The record is from RefSeq and is a predicted model, not a curated record. The transcript has 3 exons.
CGCGCGGGUCAGCCCAUCCCUCCAACCCCUCCGGUGUCCCGGGAGCCGGCUCGGUGCGGAAGCCGCGCGCCGUCCAUUCGGGCAUGCCCCGCUACGAGCUGGCUUUGAUCCUGAAAGCCAUGCAGCGGCCUGAGACUGCUGCGGCCUUGAAGCGGACGCUGGAAGCCCUGAUGGACAGAGGGGCGGUGGUGAGGAGCCUGGAGAACCUGGGCGAACGCACGCUUCCUUAUAAGAUGUCAGCCCACAGUCAGCGGCACACCAGGGGAGGGUACUUCUUGGUGGACUUUUAUGCACCAACAACAACUGUUGCAAGCAUAAUGGAGCACUUGUCUAGAGACAUUGACGUGAUUAGACCAAAUGUUGUAAAACACCCUCUGACCCAGGAAGUGAAAGAAUGUGAAGGGAUCGUCCCGGUGCCACUUGAAGAAAAGCUGUAUUCCACCAAGAAGAGGAAGUGAGAAGGCACUACACUUUAGCCUCCUGUUUAAUUCUCUCACUUUUGAGCACCAAGGAUAGAUAAUGUACAGGCUUGAUCUUUAUAUCUGAGGGUGCUGUUGGCACGGUUGGAUUUUCCCGAGGUACUUUUAGCUCUUGGUCCUCUUUGCUAUGAGAACUGGGGGCUGACUUCCUUAGGGCCGCUUGGUAAUCUUUGGCACCAGCACGUCCUCCUUGCUUUCACUUCAUGAGUAUAAUUUGUCAGUGAGAACUUCCUGCCCAACAGCAACACUAACCCCAGUUUGAAGAGCAAAGCUCAUAAAAACUACUUUGGAUUGCAUGGUCAUUAUUCACACUGUAUACACCCAUGCAAAAUAAAAUUUUAAGACCACUGUA